GGGAAAGGGGAGGUGCCAGGCGGCGGGCAAGCGGCCGGGCGAGAGCGCGAGGGUGGAGAUCCGUCAGCUGGGUGCGGCGUGAGGGGGCAGCUGGGCCGGUCCGGCCUGUGGAGAUCCGUCCGCCGACAUGCCUGGGAUAGACAAGCUGCCCAUCGAGGAGACGCUAGAGGACAGCCCCCAGACACGUUCCUUGCUGGGUGUGUUUGAAGAAGAUGCUGCAGCCAUUUCCAGAUACAUUAGCCAGCUGUAUCAAGCCAUGCACCGAAUUUAUGAUGCACAGAAUGAAUUAAGUGCAGCAACACAUUUGACUUCAAAGCUUCUAAAGGAAUAUGAGAAACAGCGCUUCCCCUUGGGGGGUGAUGAUGAAGUUAUGAAUUCUACCCUGCAGCAGUUUGCAAAAGUGAUAGAUGAGCUCAGUUCUUGUCAUGCAGUACUAUCAACUCAAUUAGCUGAUGCCAUGAUGUUUCCCAUUACCCAGUUCAAGGAAAGAGAUCUAAAAGAGAUUCUGACUUUAAAAGAAGUUUUCCAGAUCUCAAGCAAUGAUCAUGAUACUGCCAUCACCAGAUAUAGUCGACUGUCAAAAAAAAGAGAAAAUGAGAAGGUCAAAUAUGAGGUUACAGAAGAUGUAUAUACUUCCCGGAAGAAACAACAUCAGACCAUGAUGCAUUAUUUCUGUGCAUUAAAUACUCUGCAGUAUAAGAAGAAAAUUGCUAUGUUGGAACCCUUGUUAGGAUACAUGCAAGCUCAGAUAAGCUUCUUUAAGAUGGGCUCAGAAAAUCUUUCUGAACAGCUGGAAGAAUUUUUAACAAAUAUUGGGACAAGUGUUCAGGAUGUUCGUAGGGAAAUGGAUCAUGAAGUAGAGACUAUGCAGCAGACUAUAGGAGACUUAGAGGCAGCCAGUGACCCAUUGUACCUGCCAGAUCCUGAUCCUACAAAAUUUCCCGUCCAGCGGCACCUUACUCGGAAAGCUGGUUAUCUUAAUGCAAGAAACAAAACGGGGCUGGUGUCUUCCAGCUGGGACAGACAAUUUUACUUCACUCAGGGUGGAAACCUAAUGAGUCAGGCAAGAGGUGAUGUAGCUGGAGGACUUGUUAUGGAUAUAGACAACUGUUCAGUAAUGGCUGUGGAUUGUGAAGACAGAAGAUACUGCUUUCAGAUAACCUCUUUUGAUGGCAAAAAGUCUUCAAUUCUUCAGGCAGAGAGCAGAAAAGAUUAUGAAGAGUGGAUAUGUACAAUAAACAACAUCUCCAAACAGAUCUAUCUAAGUGAAAACCCAGAGGAAAUUGCUGCACGUGUAAAUCAGUCGGCUUUAGAAGCUGUUACCCCCUCUCCUUCCUUCCAGCAGAGACAUGAGAGCAUGAGACCAGCUGUACAGGCUCGUCCUCCCACGACUCGUACUAGCAGCACUGGGUCUUUGGGAUCUGAUUCAGCAUCUCUAUCAGCUCUUUCCUUGGACUCUCUUGUUGCUCCUGACACUCCUAUACAAUUUGACAUUAUUUCUCCAGUAAGUGAAGAUCAACCUGGCCAAGCAAAAUCCUCAGGGCAGGCAGGCAGACGAACAAAUCCAUUUGGAGAAUCUGGAGGAACCAAAUCAGAAACAGAAGAUUCUAUCCUACAUCAGUUAUUUAUUGUAAGAUUCCUUGGAUCCAUGGAGGUGAAGUCGGAUGAAAGUCCUGAUGUUGUUUAUGAAACAAUGCGCCAAAUACUAGCAGCUCGAGCUAUACACAACAUUUUCAGAAUGACAGAAUCACAUUUGUUGGUCACAUGUGAUUGUUUAAAGUUAAUUGAUCCUCAGACGCAAGUUACAAGACUCAGGUUUCCGUUGCCAAAUGUAGUUCUGUAUGCCACACACCAGGAAAACAAACGCCUUUUUGGAUUUGUGCUUCGGACUUCAGCAGGGAGAGCAGACAGUAGACCAACUUCAGUCUGCUAUAUAUUCGAAUCAAAUAAUGAAGGGGAAAAGAUUUGUGACUCUGUGGGACUUGCAAAACAGAUUGCAUUUCAUGCUGAAUUGGAUCGCAGAACAUCAGAAAAGCAGAAAGAAAUGGAUAGAGUGAAAGAGAAACAACAAAAAGAACUCAGUAAACAGAAACAAAUAGAAAAGGAUUUGGAAGAGCAAAGCCGGCUAAUAGCUGCUUCUAGUAGAUCCAACCAGAGCACUGGGGAGGGACAAUUUGUAGUCCUUAGCAGUAGUCAGUCAGAAGACAGCGAUUUGGGAGAAGAUGGAAAGAAGAAACGAGAAUCUGAAGCAUGAAGUGACUCUGGUGUGCAAGUCUUCGGACCUGUUGUCUGACAUGGCAAGUCGAAAGUCGGAGAAACAAAGGUGGUGGGUUUGCUUUAUUAGAUGAAACUCCAUUGUGCUUUGAUUUUUCUUAAACAGCCUGCUUAAUGUGAAUAUGGACUUUCUUCCAUAUCAUAAGGUACCAUGGUGAAACUUAGAAGAAGUAUACAUGACUAUAUAUGGAUCUUUUCUUUUCUUCACUUGCCUUGCUGUGCAGAUAAUUUCAUGAGGAAAAAAUUGGUAUAAGGUAAGCAUAAGAAAUAGACAAAAGCUUUUGUCUUCACUUUCAACCUGCAUUGGAUAACCAUUUAGUGUGUUGUGGCAAAAACAGAGUCCUUUGACUCUUUUAAAGACCUAACAAAUUUAAUAUUAUGAAGUGGAGUGUAGUCUACAAAGGGCUCUGCUAUAAUAAAUUUGUUAGUCCCUAUUUUUUCAAAGUUCAUUUUGAUUCCCAAAGAUUACUGAGAACAGAAACAGAGUGCUUGCAUGUAGUUUAAACAUGUCUGAAAAUGAAUUGCCAGCAGAGAAUAGUUCAGGAAAACUGGUAAUGCUGCAAUGGUAUUUUUACUUGAGAAUGUACUUGGUGGUACUGCCCUUGGCUAUUCUGCAUUAUACUUCAGAGCACUUUGGUGUGGAGGGUGUCAGAGACAUUAAAGCACAUAUUAGAAAUUA
Lacerta agilis (Sand lizard) is the source of this 2953-nucleotide messenger RNA. It is a transcript of the gene APPL1, whose product is annotated as adaptor protein, phosphotyrosine interacting with PH domain and leucine zipper 1. The coding region runs from base 128 to 2254 and encodes 708 amino acids. The transcript is spliced from 22 exons. Gene Ontology annotation, cellular component: endosome membrane; cytoplasm. Lineage: Eukaryota; Metazoa; Chordata; Lepidosauria; Squamata; Lacertidae. Gene Ontology annotation, molecular function: identical protein binding. Gene Ontology annotation, biological process: signaling. The record is from RefSeq and is a predicted model, not a curated record.